AUGGAAAGUGAAUUUGAAAUGAGUAUGUGUGGUGAGCUAACCUUUUUCCUUGGCCUGCAAGUAAAGCAACUUGAUGCAGGUAUCUUUCUCUCUCAAACCAAAUAUGCUGAGAAUCUCAUCACGAAAUUUGGCCUUGAAUCUAAGAAGGUGGUUAACAAUCCCAUGAGCACCACUACAAAGCUGAGCGAAGAUCCGAAUGGGAAAUCAAUCGAUUCCACACUCUAUAGAAGCAUGAUUGGUAGCUUGCUGUAUCUCACUGCCAGUCGACCUGAUAUUUCCUACAGUGUGGGAGUGUGUGCUCGAUUUCAAGCAAAUCCCAAAGAAUCACACUUGGAAGCUGUCAAGAGAAUCAUCCGAUAUAUUUCCGGUACAGUUAACUAUGGUAUUUUCUAUACCUUUGACACUAACGUGGAAAUUGCAAGGUAUUUUGAUGCUGAUUGGGGAGGAAACUUGAAGUAUAGAAAAAGCACUUCUAGAGGCUGCUUCUUCAUUGGGAACAAUCUUAUUGCUUGGCAUAGCAGGAAACAAAAUUGCAUUUCUCUAUCUACUGCUGAAGCGGAAUAUGUUGCUGCUGGGAGCUGCUGCAUUCAAAUGCUCUAG
Messenger RNA from Rosa chinensis, 600 nucleotides. RefSeq lists its product as uncharacterized. The transcript has a single exon. The record is from RefSeq and is a predicted model, not a curated record. NCBI's taxonomy places the organism in Eukaryota, Viridiplantae, Streptophyta, Magnoliopsida, Rosales, Rosaceae. The coding region runs from base 1 to 600 and encodes 199 amino acids.